CGGGCUCUCUGGUCUUCCGUAAUGAUUCCAUUCUGUUGUUGUCGGGGCAGCGGUUCAGGUGCAUCAUCAUUUGGUAGAUGAUCCUGAUGAAGGUCCUGAGCUAAUUUAAAAACUUUAUUUUGACGUACAGGUUUUUCCAGCUGAUUACCCUUUACACAGAGAGAAACAGUUCUUCUCCCGCAGAUGACAACACUCUCUCUGCAAUCAUGCUUCCCCGGGUGGGUAAAGAGUUUAUGCUCCGAAUAAGUUUCAAUUGGCGGCCACUUUUCCAGGGACGGGCCCUGCUGCUCACAAACACCCUGAGUGGGGGAGUAUUAUUGGCAGUGGGCGAUAUUGUGCAGCAGACGCGGGAGAACUAUAGGAAACCAGACAGAGUUCGGGACUGGAGGAGGACAGGCCAAAUGUUUACGGUGGGAUGCUCCAUGGCUCCAAUGCUGCAAUACUGGUACAUCUGGCUGGACAAAGUGUUCGUGGGCAAAGCUCUGAAAACUAUUGGCAAGAAGGUUCUGGUGGACCAGCUGGUCGCCUCACCGGUUUUGGGGAUGUGGUAUUUUUUAGGUAUGGGUCUCUUGGAGGGACACACUUUAUCCGAAGGAUGGAAGGAGUUCAAAGACAAGUUCUUGGAGUUUUAUAAGGCGGACUGCUGUGUUUGGCCUCCCGCUCAGAUGAUCAACUUCUACUUCAUCUCGCCCAAAUUCCGCGUUUUGUACAUCAACUUUGUCACCAUCGGAUGGGACACCUACCUGUCAUACCUCAAGCACAGAGACGACAGCCACCCCACUGAGCAGGAAUCAGACAGCAGUGCUGUGGAUGGACAGCAGGAAGCGCUCCCACCGUCCACACUUCUGGAGGAAAAAGCUUAGAGACAGAGUUCCUGCUCACCUGUGAAGUCGUUCAUUUCUCUCAGUUCAAACAUUCUACCUUGUUAUGCGAGACCGUUAUAACAGAGUCCUCUUUCCUCCGACAAACUGUUCCUCUCUAAGUUUAGAGUGACCACAUGUUUCUGUCUGAACUCAGAGGACUUGAAGUGGACUUUAAGUGGAAGUGCUGGAACACUUUUCCCUUCAUGUUUACUGUUUUUAAUGUGUCUUUGUCCAGUUUGUCUGUUUAUUUGUUUAAAUGAUGUGCACUCCUGUAGGAACAUUCAGGGAGGAAAAUCUGUUUCACUGCCUGUCGCGCUAAUACCGCUGAUGGUUGUGUUUUAGUUUUUUAUCACAUUUUAGGCAAGAUUUCAACUGCUGCCAUUAACACAACCUGCAGCAAGGCACCUACAUGCAACUUCCAGUUAUUGGGAAGGUUGGAAGUGUGAAACUUACAUUGACCAUGUUUACAUGCACAUAAUAUUCCGGUUUUUGCCCUCAUUCCGAAAAAGACGAUGUUCCGACUAAGCUUUUUACAUGGCUAAUGAGAGUGAACAUUCCCGUUUACAUGUAGCCGUGCAAAACACAAUAAAAAAAGAAAAAAACAAAGUUUUCCCGCUAGUGGGGGACUUUUGGACUGUGCCAAAGAAGCCUCACUCUUUUAUUUCUUCAAAAGCUUCUUGAAAAGGUCGUUGUAGCGAUGUUUGCACAUAUCUGAAAAAGUUGAUAUCCAAGUCUUUGAUAAUGUUUCAAAGUAGUUGUUUCUCCUUUUUAUUGUGUCUAAAGCCUUGUAAACUGUUGGUUUGAGUACAGCAACCAUAGCAACGCACAGAGCUGACCGUAAACCGUAAACAGGCAAGAGGUCUCAAACUGCAGUAAAACACCCAGAUUGAGACACAUAUUCCAAACGCGCUGUAUACAUGUCCAAAGAAUUGCUCUAAAACCUGAUUGAUACCGGAAUAUAUCUUAAUUGGAAAAUGCUAUAUUUGUAAAAAAGGCCAUAUUCAGAAUUUUCAACCUGAAUAUGCAGUUUACAUGACCUUUUUCAAAUUCAGAAUGAUAGUGGAAUAUUUUUGUGCAUGUAAAUGUACUCGCUGUUGCGGCACUUAAAGAUUUAAACUCUGCGUCAGCCAACAGAAGGACAUUCAUUUUUAUUUCUGUGCGUUUUUUAUGUUUCUGGUCCAAAUGACAAGAAAUCAAUUAAAUAAUGACAAGAAUCA
This is a messenger RNA of Etheostoma cragini (Arkansas darter), 2080 nucleotides long. RefSeq names its product mpv17-like protein 2. Bases 207 to 863 code for a protein of 218 amino acids. Lineage: Eukaryota; Metazoa; Chordata; Actinopteri; Perciformes; Percidae. Gene Ontology annotation, cellular component: cytoplasm; membrane. The transcript is spliced from 6 exons. The record is from RefSeq and is a predicted model, not a curated record. Gene Ontology annotation, biological process: mitochondrial ribosome assembly.